This is a messenger RNA of Mercenaria mercenaria, 519 nucleotides long. RefSeq names its product GTP-binding protein REM 1-like. Bases 1 to 519 code for a protein of 172 amino acids. Gene Ontology annotation, molecular function: GTP binding; GTPase activity; calcium channel regulator activity. NCBI's taxonomy places the organism in Eukaryota, Metazoa, Mollusca, Bivalvia, Venerida, Veneridae. The transcript is spliced from 3 exons. The record is from RefSeq and is a predicted model, not a curated record. Gene Ontology annotation, cellular component: plasma membrane.
AUGAAUGGAAUGUACGUUACAGAUGGGGAGACAGAAAAAACUGUAAAUGUGCUUCUGAACGGAGAAGAAACAGCCCUGGCCUUCGUGGAAGGAACCGAACACGAGGACGACGCCAGCGAUACUGUUGCUGCAUGUAUGAUAGUUUAUGCUUGUGACGACAGGACAUCUUUUGACAGGGCUGUAGAUAUGCUGUAUAAUCUAAGGCAAAAAGAAAUGAGAAAAAACGUUAUAUUCUUAGUUGGUAAUAAAUCUGACCUUGUUCGUUCUAGGUGCAUCACGACAGAAGAAGCAAAAGCUGUUGCUAUGACUUACGAUUGCAAAUUUGUGGAGACGUCGGUAGUUUUAAAUGUGAACGUUGAUGAACUGCUCGUCGGCAUUGUAAAACAACUGCAUAUUAGAUCAGCCAAUUAUGAUGAUGACGACAAGAGUACGGGAUGUGCUUCCUCAAGUAAAUCGUUGCUCACGAAAAUUUUCAAGAAACACAAUAUUUCGAAGUCGUGUGAAAAUUUGUAUUCUUAA